Messenger RNA from Cheilinus undulatus (humphead wrasse), 5232 nucleotides. Its product is annotated as myosin phosphatase Rho-interacting protein-like. The record is from RefSeq and is a predicted model, not a curated record. Gene Ontology annotation, molecular function: actin filament binding. The coding region runs from base 82 to 4614 and encodes 1510 amino acids. Gene Ontology annotation, biological process: actin filament organization. NCBI's taxonomy places the organism in Eukaryota, Metazoa, Chordata, Actinopteri, Labriformes, Labridae. Gene Ontology annotation, cellular component: actin cytoskeleton. The transcript is spliced from 23 exons.
CUGAAUGAGGAGACCCGAAAGAGGACAGCGGUGUGUGUUGGAAUUUUACCCGGCAGAGGAGCUACCUCCCUCGGCGAAAACAUGUCGACCGACAGGGCGACGAGCCCGUGCAACAAAUUCCAAGCGAAUAUUUUUAACAAAAGUAAAUGUCAGAACUGCUUCAAACCCCGAGAGCUUCAUCUGCUGAACGACCUGGACAUGGAGCAGGUAAAGCCAGUGUAUGGAGGCUGGCUGUGUUUGGCUCCUGAAGGGACAGACUUUGAAAACCCCAUACAGAGGUCCAGGAAAUGGCAGCGACGCUUCUUCAUCCUAUAUGAAGAUGGAAGACUGAGCUUUGCACUGGAUGAACUGCCCAGCACUCUUCCUCAGGGGACCACAAACCUGAAUCUGUGCUCUGAAGUCAGCGAUGCUGAAACAAAGACGGGUCAGAAGAAUGCUCUGUGCAUCACCACACCACAACAGGAAGUCUUUAUCAGAGGAGACAGUAAAGAGAUCAUUAAUGGGUGGAGUGAUCAACUGGCUGUGUUUCUGCGCACCAACAAACAGAACCAGAAGAAGAAACGUAAAGUGGAGCCUGUAACCUCCCAGGAGCCGAGUCCAGCAAAGAUGGCUGCCACAGAUCAAAGUUUUCUGUCCUCAGAGAGUCCUGCAGAGUCCAGAUCAGUCACGGAAAAUCACGGAAUCAUUCAAGGUGACCGCUCUCCCAGUCUGAGUCCCGUUUGCAGUGACCCAGGACUUUUGUGUGAUCAGGACUGUUCACUGGACCUGCUGAGCUGCAGAAACAUGGAUGCUGACAGGAACAACAACAAGGACCAGGACAGAAUGCUAGAGAGAAAACAGCUUGGUGGCUCUGCAGAAAGGCUGCAGGGACUGGAUGAGCAGGAAGAUGGGAGCAAGUGGAGCAGGAGAGAAGGUCGUACCAACAAACGAGAGAAACUCCAGUCCUGUGGAGACAUCAACCAGCUCUGUACCCCCCAACCUCAGAGGAGGACCAGGUCUCUGGAUCGCAGGACGACUGAUACGGUCAUCACGCCAGAUUUAUUGAACUUUAAGAAAGGCUGGCUGGUCAAACUGGAUGAAAAUGAGCAGUCAAAAAAAUAUUGGUUUGUCCUCUCAACAAACAGUCUGAGAUUCUACAGGGACUCAUUAGCCGAGGAGUCUUCUGAACUUGAAGGAGAAAUCAAGCUGAUGAAGUGUUUUAAAGUAUCUGAGUUUGAGGUUCAGAGAAACUAUGGCUUCCAGAUCCAUACUCCAGACGGUGUUUUCACACUGUCGGCCAUGACAGCUGGGAUCCGCAGGAGCUGGAUUCAGGCUUUGAUGAGAAAUGUUCAUCCUGUUAACACCCCCGAUGUCACCAGUUUACCAGGACUCCAGCUCUCACCUGAGCUCCUCCUCAGACCAGACCUGACUCUGGACUCCUCAUCGGCACAGAGAGAUGCUGAGGUCAAACACAUCAGUGUGAAGCAGAGACGAAGAGAGGGACGAUACAGAACCUUCGACUGGGCUGGGUUUAAGUCUCAGGACUCGGACUCUCAGAGUAAACCAAGUCAGGAACCGACCCCUCAGAUAACAGACUAUGUGAGCUCUGAAGAUAGGAGGAGGAGUAGAGAGGAGAGAAGACGGAGAUAUGAAAGCAUGCUGGGCUUCUCUCCGAGUCCAGGGUCCCAACAGAGGGUAGAGGAGGAGAUGGAGGAUUACUGGAGAAAGGUGGAGACAAUUUUCUUCAGACCAGAGAACUGUGUCCCUGUUUUUACUGAGGGCAAAGACUCUGAGGAGCUGCUGGAUCAAUACAGGCUCUCGGUGGAUGAUCUGAAGGCUCAGCUGGAAGAGUCGGAACGUCUCAGACUGAAACUGGAGGAUCAGCUGAGAGCAGUAACCAGCAAUCAGCUGGAACCUCCUCUUAAAUCUGAUGCAGAUUGCUCUCCAGCAGAAAUACAGGAAAAGCCGUCAAACAUUCAAACAGAAACACUGACAGAAAGAACGGAGAGCUCACAGGAGCAGAACAUCAUCAGACAGGAACAUCCUCCUUUAACACCGAGCAUCCUGCUGCACGACUCUGAUGGGAACCUGAAGGAGGUUCUUCAUACAGACACCACACCUUUAUCAUCAUCAUCAUCCUCACCCCCCCCAACAGCAGAAGGAAUGACUGCAGAAGCUCUCCUAGCCGUAGAAUCAACAAUCCUGCAGGCUGAUCAGGAUGAGCCGGGUCAAAACAACCAUAAUGGAUCAUCAAUUACUGAUCAGCCUGAAGAGACUGAUGACCCUUCUCUGAGCCUUUGUGUGGAGCAUCACCUUCCUCCAGACCAGGAGGUGCUAAGGCGGCUCACACAGGAGGUGCAGCUCCUUAUUAGUGAGAAGGAGGCGCUGAACCAGAGGAAUCAAGAGCUGCUGCACCAGCUGACAGAGGCCAGCUUUGAGAUUGAGCGUCUGAGGGCAGAACUCAACACAAGGCUCUCUGAAACACAACACUCACCUGAUGAAGAGCCCUGCCACCUUAAAGAUGAAGAGGAGAAGCUGGAGGGGUCUUGGGUGGAGGAUCUGCAGGUGGAGCUCAGUCUGAGGAGCCAGGAACUUCUUGAGGCUCAGAGUCUGAUCUCCUCACUGGAGGAGAGCCUGAGGGAAACAGGUGAGCUUCUGCAGCUGAACAACACGGCAGAAAAAGAGGAGGAACUUAAGGAAGACAGCAAGAGGAAAGAGGAUGGACAUCUGUGUUUGGAGGAAAAAAUGCAGCUGAACCAAUCAGAACAAAGCUGUGAAGAGCUAGAAACUGGAUUGAAGGAGGCGAAAGAACUUCACCAUCUAUCAGCUGAAGGGGCAGAGUCUUAUCCCAGGGAGCAGAGUCAAAAUGAUGAAGAGGGCAGCAGAGUUUUAGGUUCUGAUGAAAAGAUCCAGAGAGUAAUGGAGGGGAUGGGGAUGAGAAUGAAGGCUUUGGAUAAACUCCUGGAGAUGAUGGAUGAAGUAGAUAUCAGUCUGAGUGGGGAGGAGGAGGAGGAGCUGACGAUGAAGAGCCAGCUGGAGAAGGAGGAGCAGUUCUUGAGUUCAGUGAUCAGCAAACUGGAAUCAAAUCACUCUGAAGAGACGCUCCUCAGGGAGGUGAUGGAGAGGAUGAUGGUGGAAAAACAGAUGCUGCUUGUAGGGCUCAGUCUAAUUCCUGAAACAGAUUCAUGCUCAGAGGAAGAGGGAAACGUUUUAACACAUCUGGAUUGUUUCUGGAAAAAAGACGAAAACAAGAGAUUAGAGAUUAAAGAUUUUAAAGACAUCAUACAGAUGAAAAUUUCUUUACUGAACCUCCUUACCUCCUCUAUCACCUCCUCCACACUGGACAGACUCAAGCUGGUUGCAGAUAGACUGUCAGACUCUUCCACGUCAGAUUCUUUGUGGUUUGGUCUUAUUAUCUCUGCAGCCGAUGAAGCUCUCUCCUGCUACCUUCAGUCUCGAUUUGAACUCAGAGAAAACAUACAACCUCUGCCCAUUACUUCAGCUCUCUGUCCAAACUGUGUUGAUGUUAUGAAAGAAAACCAGGAGUUGACAGAAAAGCUGUCCAACAGAGAGGAAGAAGAGCCACCAUCACUAAAAGAACAUGUGGACUCAAGUUGUCAGACAGAAGAGACUCAAACACGGGACUCUUACACUGAGUUACAAGUUGAAUUUGAGGAAAAUAAUGAUCGGACAGCACAGGAGGAGUGUGUUGAAGUCUUUCCUUUGUGUGAUGAUGAUGAUGAUGAUGAUGAUGAUGAUAAGAGCAUGGAGGAGAAAAAGGAAAGAGAAGAAUACCAGGAAACAGAGUGGCACUCAGAGACAGAUGAGUUUUUACUCCUUAGAGGACGAGUGAAGGAGCUGGAGGAACAGCUGUCCAUCAUGGAGGAAAUGAGAGCAAGGUUUGAUGGGAAACUGAGUUCUGUUCAGACACAACAUGAGAGAGAGAUGGAGAAGCUGAAGGCUACCUGCAAGCUUGGUAUGGCCUCCAUGGAGGAGGCUCACCUUAAGGUGGUGGAGGAGCUGCAGCGUCGACACCAACAGGAAGUGGAGCGUCUCCUGAUGGAGCGAGACAAACUGCUGGAGGAGGAGAGCGCUGCCACGGCAACUGCAAUUGAGGCAAUAAAAAGUGCCCACCGCAUGGAGCUGCAGAGGGAGGAGCAGAGGAGACGUCAGUGUGAGAACAACUCGGGUAACGCUCACCUGGAGGAGAUUUACAGACGGCACAGGGAGGAGCUGGCCUCCUGUCACAGGGAGCUGCAGGUUCUCUCUCAGCAGUUCACUCUGAGGUGUUUGGAGGUCGGCCAUCUCGUUCAGGCUCUGGAGGCAGAGAGGAAGGCUCUCAGUGUGUGUCAGCAGGAGAAUCAGCACCUGAGGACCAGGAACCAGGAGCUUAGCGCUCACCUGGCUGCAGAGAUCAGCAGACUGUGUUCUCAGGUGAAGCAGGAUGACCUGCAGCUUGGUCAGAGGAUGGACGUAUACGAGAUGGAGAUCACGUUGAGAGUGAAGGAGUCUGAAGUUCAGAGUCUGAAACAGGAGACAACAUCCCUGAAGGACGAGCUUCAGACAGCUCAGAGGCCAACUGGACCCUUACAAAGUAGCCUGUCAGGAAAUUCAGUGAAGAGUCUGGCACAGUAAACAAAGGGAAACAGUGGAGGAGAUCCAGCAGUUUGUGCCCUGUCCUCUUGGCAUGUGGCUGUUUAUCACAACAAGACAAGAACUGUUUCACUGACAUAAUUUGCAAAGCACAUGAACAGCUUUGAAAUUGCUCUCUCAAGACCCAUGGGAUAUUUAAAAAUAGUGUUUCGAUCAAUCAGUGAACCGCUGUGUCUAGCUUCACCCUUUGAGGUUAGAUAUGUAUGCUUGGUACCCAAAAGAAGAGUGCCAAAACAGCAGGAUGGCACAUACUGAUUUUAGGAAUACAAACUAAUGCAAACCUUACUAAACCAAAGUGAACCAGAAUACUCAAUGGAAAAGCACCAUUACUGGAUGUCACUUUUAAUUGACCUAUUGGAUCAUGGAGCAACCAGUGCAGCCGUGUCUCAGGUGGUGGUUUUAGCCACAAACAGGACAAAUGAUUCAUUAUCUUAAAAUGUUGUGUUUCUGUACAUCUCAUUACAGGACAAGAGAAACGCCACUAAGAAGUACAAGGAAACGUUUACAGAGCUGAACAUCCUGAGGGCCAAAACUGAAAGGGAGACAGAUGAACUGCGUGAAAACCUGAGGCUCGCCCACCGCGCUUUGGACCAAACCUCA